Messenger RNA from Amoebophrya sp. A120, 3059 nucleotides. NCBI's taxonomy places the organism in Eukaryota, Dinophyceae, Syndiniales, Amoebophryaceae. The record is from the annotation of a GenBank genome assembly.
GAACCCGAGUCGACAUGCAAGUGUAGUCUCUGGCACACCCCGUUCGGAUGAACCGAUGCAUCAAUAUGCCUAACUGUGCGUUGUCCAUUUCUGACCGACGUAUGCGAACCGCAAGUCUCCGUACUCAUUCAAAGUGAUCACGACAGGUUUAUCUUUAUGUUACGUGUGGAAAUAGUUCUUGCAACUUUUUGAGCCUCAAAGUUUUAUUUUGACGUCUCACUCUGAGUCUGACCCUUGCGCGUUUGAAGUGGUCUUUUUCUUUUUCCAAAAAAUGUUGGUCCGCACUACAUCGUGAGGUCGACCGAUGUCGCGAUCCGUCGUACACCGUACCACAGGGCAGCACGGCGGUAGCAGUGGAUCCUCGGCGGCGGGUUUAUUUCGCGGCAACCAUCAUGCAUCAUCCGAUCAAGUACGCGGCCUACAUGACUUUUUUGAACCUCGAGACCUGUUUGGGGCGAGCCACAGCCACGCCGCGGCGAGGGAAAGUCGCGAGGUUCAGGACGAGCCUCAAGACCAGAUCCAGGCAAAGACAACAUCGACAUCUUUCACCACAUACGGACCGGCGCCGUUGCUGCGGGCCACGACAGGGGAGAAGCUGGAGCUGCAGGAGGCGGGAUGCGAGCUGCUGCGCCUUCUCGACGAUGCCGCGGCUGCGAACAAAAGUGAGGACAACGAGGUGCAGGUGGUGUUUGCGAUCGGCGGCUCGCGCGUCGGCAAAUCCAGCGUGGGCAACGCCGUGCUAGGAUUCGAGAAAGAUCGAGGUUUCCGCGUCGGCCACGGGUUCCAGCACGUAACUGUCGGCGUUGACGUUGCCGCGCGUGUGGAACGCAUCUUCGAGGUGGAACAUAAAAAUCGACAUGAUCUGUAUCGUCAGGACCACGAUCAUUUAUUACCGUCAAAAACCAGGACGCUGAUCUACUGUGACUGCGAAGGGUCCUUCCAUCCGACCGGAUCCCCGGGGAACUAUGCUGAAUAUGGGUUGCUGGAACUCGUUGCGUACUGCACUGGGGACUGGCUGCUGCCCAUCACGAUGGGCAACCUGGACGAGCGGGACUUGGAGAAUCUAAGCUUCUUGGCCAAUACCGCCCGGCAGUUCGUCAAGUUCAGCACAAACGCGAAGCGGCCGCGCUUGCUGGUGGCCGUGAACGCGCCUCGCUUUCCCGAGCUGGAAGAGGACGUGGCCGGUGUCUUGGCACCCCUGUUCGGCGGCGUUGCGGACGAAAUCUUGACGAAGAGUCCGCGACGGCUGUCGCGCGCAACCAUUCGCGGGGAAUUCGCGGACCCGCUCGAGUUUUGUUCUCUACCCAGAAUUGAGGUUCCGUCAGAAGUAGAGCAGGGUUUUCAACAGAAGCGAUCCCUGAUCGACCGAUGCGAGGAAGUGUUCCGGGAGAAAUAUGCCUGUUUACGACAGCAGUUAUUUGUCGAGAAGCAGGAGGACCACAACAAGCUCGGAAGUAGGAACCCGAACAACCGCACGGCUGCCAAUAAAUCAGUUCCUAGAGGCACGAAAUGGCGCAGCGGCGCUGAGGUGGCCUUAUUUCUCGAGCAGGUCGUGCGCGACAUCAACGAUAAAAGCUCCGGGCGGAUCCGCCCGGAGGGAGCGGCGGACCGCGUUUGCAAGGAGCUGCACCUCGAGCCGCUGGUGGAACGGCUCCUCGCCGAAUACGUUGCGGAGCUGCAGCAGUGCGCGGAGCAGGACGGCGGGCCGAACGCGCUCCGCCAGGCCCGCGUGACGCAAGAGAAAAUGGUUUUGUUCGACAAAACGGUGGCGGAUUUCACGGCCACUUCCGGGCUGAAAGCCAGCGUGCGCAGUAGGCUCACACGCGAGUUGCGCAAGGCAGCUGAGAUGGUCGCAGCCAGCUACGUGGCCGCGGCACGAGAACCCUGCAGCCCUAGCGGAUCUACUGGAAAGGACACUGCGGCCCUGAGGACCGCGACCAAGUUUGGUGGGUCGUCCAGUUUUGCCACCAGGCGAGAGCGGGCCGCUUCAGAGCAGGCGCCCUUUGGUGCGACCUGUGGGUCGUGGCUGCCGGAUGCGUCAAAAUCGUCCAGCAGCUACGAAGACAGAGGGGGGCGCCCGCCUAGGGGACAAGAUUAUACCACGGAGGCUGGUGCAGGUCCAGGGUCAAAAUCCUCGAAUGCGUCGUCCGGAAACUACGCGGGCAGCAGCAAGGCCUCGACCCGAGCGAGUCCUCGCCGGAGCAAGAUAUCAAAUGUAAAAGUGUCUGGGUCGGGAAGAGUCAUGCUGUUUUUGCAUGACACAGAAGGUCUGGCAUGGAAGCUCUAGCAUCACAGGUUUCGAGAACCUUCCGCAAUGCCGAAUCCGCAUGACAAGUCCCCUAUUUCGCUGACAAAAAAAGGGAGCUUUUGCUACGUAUGCAUGAGAGACUUUUCUGUGUUCUGAAAUACGCAUUACAAGUUGCAUUCUUCCAGACACAGACAUUUUUGCAUUUGAUACAAGAGCACCGGGAACUACGCGGAGGCGAAGGCGCAAAAGCCGUAUCAAAUGCAAAAAUGUCUCGGUCUGGAAGAUUGCAACUUGUCAUGCUGUUUUUGGACUCUAACAAAAUUUGUAUUGCGUGACCAGCAAGAGAGGCGCCGUUUGUGCUACACGGACAGGGCAUUUCUCAUUCGGAAGGUGCAUCAGGAAGCCCUCUAAAAGUCUGCGAUGCUAGGUCAUGCAUUACAGGCAUCGUGGGUCAUGAGAAAAAUGCAUCACAAAUUUUACAUUAUUCCAGACCCAGACAUUUUUGCAUUUGAUAAGCCGCUUGCCGAAGCGACGGCGCGCAUCGUCGCGGAAGUGGAGCGGCUGGAAACCAGAGUGAACAAAGUAACUGCGGUACAAGAAGAGGAGCUGCGAAAUUUGGUAAAUGAGGUGCAGCAAGUGGUCGCGCGGUACCAGCUGCUCCCCAAGAUGAACCUUGCCGAAAGGGUCGAGCGGCUGGCAAAUCGUCUCGGUAGUUUGAUGUGGUGUGAUGUUGAUUCUUUAUCAUUCGUCGGUAUGUUUGCUAGUCACGGCCGUCGCGAUCAAAAACAUCAAAUGGUGCUCUACAGAUUAC